Molecule: messenger RNA, 617 nt
Organism: Caenorhabditis angaria
Lineage: Eukaryota; Metazoa; Nematoda; Chromadorea; Rhabditida; Rhabditidae
Source: the annotation of a GenBank genome assembly
AUGUUUGUAUUUCUUGCUAUAUUCUGUCUUUUUUCGUCAUUCCAAAUGGCUCAAGGAAAUUCUUGCGAAUUUUCUCAUAUUUCUCUGUGCGCUAAAGUAAGAAAUAGAAAUCAGAAAUAUUACAAAAAUUAUUCACAUGAUCUUAUGUAACAUUUUAGAAAAUCGUCGAUCUGAAUGAAUUUAUAUGGAUUCGCAAUCCACCAAGUGUUGCUACCUGGUAUAAACAAACUUCCGUUUUGUGUGAUGAAGCUGAUGAAUGUAUGAAAUCGCUCGGAAAAUGUCCAAAACAUGCUUCAAAAAUAAUGGAUGUUGCAAUCCGAUGCCAGAAUCAACGAUUUUUGGCUCAAGAUGAUUUCAUCGAUUGCUCGAUUCUUCUCAAGAACUUUGAGUUGACGGGAGGAAGAAAUUCGUGCGGUCAUAUUCCACUGGUUUGUUUUACUUUUUCUAAAAAUUAAAAAAAAACUUUUUUUCAGCCAAAUCACCUCGACGAGGUUUGCAGCACUUCGCAACAAGUUGAAGAAUGCGAGUCGAAACAUAUCGCUGAAGUUUGCGGAGUAGAAUAUGUUUCAGUUUUCAAGAAGUAUUAUGAUGCGCAGUUAUCAGGAACGGCAUGUUAG